Molecule: messenger RNA, 1422 nt
Organism: Peromyscus eremicus (cactus mouse)
Lineage: Eukaryota; Metazoa; Chordata; Mammalia; Rodentia; Cricetidae
Gene: Dcstamp
Product: dendrocyte expressed seven transmembrane protein
Exons: 3
Coding region: 1-1422 (473 amino acids)
Cellular component (GO): membrane
Source: RefSeq, a predicted model, not a curated record
AUGAGGCUCUGGACCUGGGGCACUAGUAUCUUCCUAAGGCUUUGGGGGAUAUAUGUGUUUCCAGGAAGUACUGGCUGGCUGGACUUUAUCCAGCAUCUGGGAGUUUGCUGCUUUGUGGCUUUCCUCUCAGUGAGCCUCCUGUCAGCAGCCUGCUACUGGGUCCUCCCAUCAAUCGCCUCAAUCGCCGUGCUCUCUACCGUCUGGACGAUCCUCUGUGUUUUCCUGUGCUGUUCUAAGCAUGCGCGGUGUUUCAUUCUUCUGGCCUUUCUGUCCUGCGGCCUCCGUGAAGGCAGAAACGCCUUGAUUGCGGCAGGCACGGGGGUAGUGAUCUUCGGACACGUGGAAAAUACGUUUCAUAACUUCAGAGGUCUCCUGGACAGCAUGACUUGCAACCUCAGGGCGAAGAGCUUUGCAAUACAUUUUCCACUUUUAACACGGUAUAGUGAAGCCCUUCGGUGGAUUUAUGGCCUCGCCACUCCGCUGAAUCUGUUUGAUGACCUCGUUUCUUGGAACCAGACUCUAGUGGUCUCCCUUUUUAGUCCCAGCCGUACCCUGGAGGCUCAUAUCAAUGACACUAAAGGAGAAGUCCUGGGUGCCCUGUCCCAUAUGGUAGUCACGACAGAGCUUCUGUCUUCCUUGGGCCAGAAGCUUCUUGCCCUCACUGGGCUUCUGCUCAUUCUAGUCAGCACUGGCCUCUUCAUGAAGCGAUUCCUGGGCCCUUGUGGCUGGAAGUACGAGAACGUCUAUAUCACCAGACAAUUUGUUCAGUUUGACGAAAAGGAGAGGAACCAACAGCGGCCCUGUGUCCUCCCUCUGAACAAGAAGGAAAGGAAGAACUACAUCAUCAUCCCGUCUCUGCAGCUGACUCCCAAAGACAGGAAAAAACUGGGGCUGUUUUUCCUUCCCAUCCUGACCCAUCUCUACAUGUGGGUGCUGUUCGCAGCUGUGGAUUAUCUGCUGUACCGACUCAUUUCCUCCGUGAGCAAGCAGUUCCAAAGCUUGCCAGGGCUUGAAGUUCACUUGAAACUGCAUGGAGAGAGGCAAGGAACUCAAGACAUCAUCCAUGACUCUUCCUUUAAUAUAUCUAUGUUUGAAGCCAGCUGCCUCCCUAAACCACGGCUCAGCGUGUCUGAGACUUGGGUUCCUCUCAGCAUUAUUCUUGUAACACUAAUAGUCCUAGGACUGUUGUCUUCCAUGCUGAUGCAGCUUAAAAUUCUGGUGUCAGGAUCCUUCUACCCUGGAGUGGAGAGGGAGCGAAUCCAAUACCUCCAUGCAAAGCUCCUUAAGAGAAGAUCAAAGCAGCCACUGGGAGAAGCUGAAAGGAAACUGAGUCUGUACUUUAAGAAGAUUCAUUUCUGGCUUCCCAUCUUGACAAUGAUUAGGAAGAAACAUAUGAACCCUUCAGAUGAAGAUGACCCAUGA